AUGAGUGACUUUCACACACCGACCAAGUCACACGCUUUGGAUGGAGUUGUUGACUCUCCUGUUCUGUCUAUAAAGUACCGAGAUCUGAAUAGUGCUAUUGAAGCGAUCAGACUGUUGGAGACAGAGCUAUCAGAGUUCCAGACUUCGAGUUAUGAAUUGGAAAAGGAGUUGGAGCAGGAGUUAGAUUCACUUGAAAGGGAGAACAUCAAGCUACAAGGUGACGUUAAGAAGGCUGAAUCAGAGCUAUCCACUUCGAGGGAGGAAUUUGUGCGUUAUAAGCAACAGUCAGAGAAUGAAAAGUUGGUGUUUAAGGCGCGUAUCAAAGAGCUGGAAGAGGAACUUAACAGGAGACAACGACAAUUGGUUGAAAAGGAUAUUCAAAACGAGAAUAUCCAGCAAACGGAGAGAAAUUUGCAAAGCGAUUAUGACGAACUGCUCGAAAAGUUCGAGUCCUGUGAGGAAAGGGCGGUGCUGCUUGAAAACGACCUAGUUGAUGUCAAAGAACAGCUUUCCAAGGAGAUACUAUCCCAUCAAAACACCAAGAAUGAGCUUACUGAGCUGAAGAACAAUCCAUUGCAAGUGGCUAAAGACGUAAAGCAGUCACAGACCACCUCGUCAAGGACGAUGUACCGGUCCAGCUCUCUAAGGCAGCUGCAUACGAUACUGUCGCAGACUCAUAACAUGGAGCACAAGCUGGAGAAUAUCAAACGAUCUUUACACUCUGGGAAUGCUCAGCGCAAGACGAGUGCCACCACUGGAAUCACCAAUGUUGGCGUACUAUUGAGCACAACGGGGAGCUUUAAAGAGGACCAGAUCACCACCAGAGGCGGCCAACGUGUGAGGACAGUGUCUAUGCCAACAUCAACAGUACUGUCUUCUGAGUCAUCGCAAAGCAGGAAAAGGAUUCCAAACUCCCCAUCUUCAACUGCGCUAUCAUCUCUUGCAGGUAGGCUCAGCAGUUCACUGGGAACCAUUGAGGGAAGCCCCAAUAAGGAUAGAAUUUGA
Molecule: messenger RNA, 1005 nt
Organism: Williopsis jadinii
Lineage: Eukaryota; Fungi; Ascomycota; Saccharomycetes; Phaffomycetales; Wickerhamomycetaceae
Exons: 1
Coding region: 1-1005 (334 amino acids)
Biological process (GO): microtubule nucleation; centrosome localization; mitotic centrosome separation
Cellular component (GO): kinesin complex; centrosome; kinetochore
Molecular function (GO): microtubule binding
Source: RefSeq, a predicted model, not a curated record